AUGCGCGAGGACCCCUGCCGUCGGUUUGCCUUCGGUAUCACAAUCGAGGACACGCAGUUGAGACUGUGGCUCGGUAAUCGUGGGUUCCUCGCAGUUACAGAGCCUAUCAACUGCUUCGAGGACAUUGAUGGUGUGAUCUCUCUCUUUCAUGUUCUUGGAUCUGUAUCUACGUCUACCUCUUUGAAAGGGCUCGGAUGGGACCCCACUGUCGAGCGGAUCUAUGUAGGAGGAAAAAUGCAAUACAAGUUCACAGUAGGCAACGAAGUGUUCACCACGACACGGGAACUUGCUACCUACAGCGCGGACUAUAUGGUUGGACGUGGAACUUGCGUGUACGAAGCCACGGACGCUAAAGGGAAGAAGGUUGCCAUCAAAGAUUCGUGGAGAGAAAUUGAUCGUCAAUCCGAGGGCAAGAUCCUAGAAAAGAUCUUGGCCUCCUGCGAGAAGAAGCUGGGAGUGGAGGAUUUCGCCGAUGCCAAGAGGCACUUCAUUGGAGUCCGGCUCUGGAAGGAUGUCACAAUUGAUGGUGCCUCGGAUGAGACGGUGAACCCGGUGGCCAGAGACGAUCAUGAUGGCACCUGGAAGUGGAAACUUAUCGAUCCCAAGCCCAUCCUCUGCGAAAGGCUGCAUUCAUCUGCUACAGGCGACGUACCCAACAGUGGUAAACUAUCUGCCUUCCUUCCCGCACAAUUGGGCAUUGUUGGACGAAAGGAAACACGAAUCCCACAGAGAGUUCACGCGCGCAUCAUUUUUGAUGAUGUUGGAGUCACUGUCAAGGAUCUAAUCUCUCUGGCUGACAGCUUGAGUUGUUUGUCUGGCGCACUGAAGCCCAGUGAAAAUCGACAAGAAUGA
Molecule: messenger RNA, 852 nt
Organism: Suillus discolor
Lineage: Eukaryota; Fungi; Basidiomycota; Agaricomycetes; Boletales; Suillaceae
Exons: 2
Coding region: 1-852 (283 amino acids)
Source: RefSeq, a predicted model, not a curated record